Candoia aspera is the source of this 2554-nucleotide messenger RNA. It is a transcript of the gene MARVELD2, whose product is annotated as MARVEL domain containing 2. The transcript has 7 exons. The record is from RefSeq and is a predicted model, not a curated record. Gene Ontology annotation, cellular component: apical plasma membrane; cytoplasmic vesicle; bicellular tight junction. Gene Ontology annotation, biological process: bicellular tight junction assembly. The coding region runs from base 268 to 1890 and encodes 540 amino acids. Lineage: Eukaryota; Metazoa; Chordata; Lepidosauria; Squamata; Candoiidae.
AGGCUGGCACGGUCGCGGCAGAAAGGCGCCGCGGUCCAUCCACCUCGGGGCUUUGGGGACAGGGCGGAGCGGGUGCAAGGUGUGGUAGCGGGAAUACAUGCAGUUGCGCGAUUUGUGGGGACCAGCGGAAGGGAAAAUGGGAAGCAGUUCGGAACUGGGUGGGAAUUCGACUUUCUGAGACGCUUCUGGUGAAAUCCUGUGGACAUUUCCUUGGAAGUAAGGCCCGCGAAGUUUAAUGGGAUAUACUCAAAGGUAAGCGGGUCUCAAAUGUCUUCAAGGAAUACAUCACUGGAGCACAAAGCAGGGCAGCACAGUCGUUCUGUCCAUUAUGAUAAAGUAUAUGUGGAUUCCCCUUCACCAGAAGAUACUAAUGAGAUCCUGAAUUCGGAUACUUUGCCACCACCUCUUCCACUGCAGCCACCGUUUGGGCCUGAAUUUUAUCCAAGUGACAAUGAAGAGUCAGCUGACAUCCCUGAUAUCAAGCCAGUGAGAAAAUUCAUUCCAGAUUCAUGGAAAAACUUCUUCAGAGGAAAAAGAGAUGAUCCAGAAUGGAGUAAGCCAGUAUCAGCCAUUUCAGAUGGAAUUCAAUGCUCUCCACCAUCAUCUCCAACACUUACUCCAGUGAAACCAGGCCAUACUUCAGCACCAAGCUCUUAUCAGGAUCCAUAUGGAGGAUCAGGGGGAACUUAUACUUCGCAAAAAGAAGCUGAAGCCAUUCUUCCUCCAGAUCCAUAUGGCUCUCUGGGAAGGCAUACUCAGGCUCUGACAUACAGUGAGAAAGUAGAAGCUUUUAACCUGAGAUAUUCCUACAUGAAAUCUUGGGCAGGAUUGCUUAGGAUCUUGGGUGUUGUUGAACUGCUCUUAGGUGCAGCUGUAUUUGCCUGUAUAACGGCUUAUAUUCACAAGGACAAUGAGUGGUACAACAUGUAUGGUUUUUCACAACCAUAUGGCUAUGGUGCAAGCAACAUCUAUGGCGGUUAUUAUUACAGUGGACCCAAAACUCCAUUUGUUCUUGUUGUAGCAGCACUUGUUUGGAUAGUGACUAUUAUACUUCUGGUACUUGGUAUGUCAAUGUACUACAGAACGAUUCUUCUGGAUUCCCACUGGUGGCCUUUAACUGAAUUUGGAAUCAAUGUGGCUUUGUUUAUUUUAUAUAUGUCAGCUGCUAUUGUCUAUGUCAAUGAUGCAAACAGAGGAGGACUUUGCUCCUAUCAAUUAUUUAACACACCAUUGAAUGCCGCUUUUUGCCGUAUAGAGGGCGGUCAGACAGCUGGAAUUAUUUUUUUGUUUGUAACAAUGAUUAUAUAUCUCAUUGGUGCAAUAGUUUGCCUAAAACUAUGGAGACAUGAGACUGCCCGCAGACACAGAGAAUUCAUGGAAGAGCAGAUGAAGUCACAAUCAUUUGCCCCCAAAAGAAUGUAUGAAGAUCAUGAAAAUGACACAUCCAAAAUAGCAAUAAAGAAACUGAAGGGUGGAGAAAUGAAACCUGAAGUGCUUAAUGGCCAUAUACCAGCAGGACAUAUUCCUAAACCUAUAGUGAUGCCAGAUUACUUAGCAAAAUACCCAGCAAUUCGGACAGAUGAGGAAAGAGACCGUUAUAAAGCUGUAUUUAAUGAUCAGUUUUCUGAAUAUAAAGAGUUAUCUUCUGAAGUUCACGCAGUUUUGAAGAAGUUUGAUGAGUUAGAUGCACUUAUGAGGAAGCUUCCUCAGCAUCCUGGAAAUACUCUUGAACAUGACCGAAUCGCCAAUGUUCUCCAACAGUAUAAAAAGAAAAAGAAUGAUCCCACGUUUCUAGAGAAAAAAGAGCGAUGUGAAUACCUGAAGAACAAACUUUCUCACAUAAAACAAAGGAUUCAGGAAUAUGACAAAAUUAUGAAUUGGAAUACUUAGAAUGACUUUACCAGCAAGAUUUUUUUACCAUUUAAAAAUAUUUAUUGUCAUUACUGUAUAUAUUUUUCCUGUAAAAUUAGUAACUAAAAACUAGUAUAUAUAUCUUAUCAAUUAAGGAAAAGCUUUGUGUACUGUAAGAUACUGUAAAACUUUCUAAGAAUGUAGUUGAACCAUGUGCACUGUUGAUGAUCCUAUUCUGCAAUAAUAGAUAAAAUUGGUAUCUUUUUAUUUUUUUAAUUCAAAAUAUUUGUAUUUCUGUCAUUGAGAUAUUUUCCUAAAUAUGAAUAUGUUGUAUGCAUUCAAGUAUGGCUGUUUCAGUUACAUGAAAUGCAGUCUUUCAGAGAUCCAUAUGUAUUAAAAAUUGCUUAUGUGCUAAGGUGCCACUUCACUAUUUAUGUGCAAUGACCUACAUGGAAGGACAGGGAACCAGAAUCUAGCCAUCUCCUCCUUUGGCAGACAGGAACUUGGGUUCAGGCUCUCCACAACCCAAACCAGGUAUUUGCUGAUCUCAGAGCCAGCAACACUAAUUCUCAAUUCUCUCUGGAUAGUUCCUAAUGAAAUGUUGCACAUUUUAUGUUUAGGACAAAGAUUCAUAUCCAUCGAACAUUGGAUUGAGCACUAUUUUGCAUAGGUGGUUAACAAAUAAAUCCUUUUGUUUGCCUUA